AUGCUUGGUCGAGUUAUCCUGCACUUUAAGGUCUCCAGACCCUCCAAGCCAGCCGAACCCGGUGCCGUUGGGAUCACCCAUCUGGUCCUGCGACCACCACGUAUCAUUUACACCGACGAGGUGGACUUCAUGUGUAUUACAUCCCUUGUCGGUGUCCCCGUAAACGAGGAACACGACAUCGGGAUUCUCCCUGUUUACUUCAUACUUGGCUGCGUAGUCGUGGCCAAGAUACAGGCCGUUGACGGACUUGAGAACAUAGCAAUGUCCGUACCCGAGGGCCAUGUCUAUGCCGCUCAAUACAGCGCACACGGGCUCGCCUGGGCAGACGAUAAGGUUGGAUGGAGGAGGUGGUGCUGUAAAACAACUCAGCCCUGUGAGGAUGCUAGCGAGUUUGCAGCAGGUUCCCAGGCCGAGGAGAUUGCUUGUCCUGAAGAGGGUGUUGGCGUCUUCGUCACAACAGAGCCUUUCCUGCGUGGGGGAAUAUUUGAACGGGGUACAAGCUUCUGGUGA
Messenger RNA from Metarhizium acridum CQMa 102, 510 nucleotides. Lineage: Eukaryota; Fungi; Ascomycota; Sordariomycetes; Hypocreales; Clavicipitaceae. The record is from RefSeq and is a predicted model, not a curated record.